AUGAUUCUGUUAGAUGAAAAGGGUGGAAAGGUCCACACUGCUAUCAAGGGUUCUUUAAAUAUCCCUAACAAAAUUCACGAAGGAGAAGUUUAUUUCAUAAAAAAAUUUGGAGUUGGUUUGAAUAGUGGGAGUUUCAGGCCAACUAAGCAUGAUUAUCGUUUGUCCUUCAACUUGAGGACUGAUGUAAGAUCCACUAUUGAUUCUGCUAUUCCCACCAAUGGAUUUGAUUUUGUAGAUUUUGACGUUAUAGAGAAAGAGUCUUCUGAUUCCCCUUAUUUAGUAGAUGUCAUCGGUUUAGUUUCUGGAAUAGGGGAAGUUCGUGAGCAUAUUAUCUCCGGUAGGAAGACAAAAAUGGUUGUCGUGGAGCUUGAUAACCUCAGGCUUUCGUCUGAUGUCAUUGAUAGCGGUUACACGUUGUGUCAGUUAUCAAGUCAGUCCUCAUAUUCUUUUGAGAAUGAUUUCCUGAAAGAGACGGAAAGGAAGUGUAUCAGUGAUGUUAAGAAUUGCAGUGAGAUUACUACUUGCAUUACUUAUGAAACCAUAAAAUCGAUUGAGAGCAAAUAUAAAUGGUGGUACAAGUCCUGUAAUAAAUGUCCAUAUUCUGUUUAUGAAGAUUUCGAGAAAUGGUACUGUAAAAACUGCCAAAAACAUUUUGAUGACUAUUAUCCAAAAUUUUGUGUGCAGUUGAGAGUUGUGGAUCACACUGAUUCUGCAUCUUUCAUUCUGUUUGAUAGAGACUGUGUUGCUUUGUUGGGCAUGAGUGCUGGUGAUGAUUUCGAGCACUAUCCUAAGGAACUUAAUGUUCUUAUUGAUAAAUUCAUGUUGUUUAAAGUGAAUGUGAAAAAAAAUAAUUUGGACUCAUACAGUGAGCCUAGGUAUCAGAUUUCUAAAGUAUGUAUAAGCGAACCUGUAAUCAAAUCCUUCCUUAAGACUGUUGUGGAUACGAAUGAUGAAGGAUUAUUUGACAAGGCUUGCGACAGUGUCGUUGCAUCAGCAGAACCGGAAAGAGCUACGGAUGUGGAAAGUCAGACGUGUGAUAGUGGAGACGUUGUUGAUAUUUCGCUAUCAAUGCUGACGUCGUUAAUGAAUCCUAAUGAUCCCCUUCAAGACGAUUUUAAUUCAUCAGUUGUCCGUCCUCCUAAGAAGAUUAAGCUAGAGAAAGAGUUGA
Gastrolobium bilobum is the source of this 1168-nucleotide messenger RNA. RefSeq lists its product as uncharacterized. The record is from RefSeq and is a predicted model, not a curated record. The annotation marks the transcript as partial. NCBI's taxonomy places the organism in Eukaryota, Viridiplantae, Streptophyta, Magnoliopsida, Fabales, Fabaceae. The transcript is spliced from 8 exons.